Messenger RNA from Gryllus bimaculatus (two-spotted cricket), 5738 nucleotides. Lineage: Eukaryota; Metazoa; Arthropoda; Insecta; Orthoptera; Gryllidae. The record is from the annotation of a GenBank genome assembly.
AUGGCGUUUGCGGUGACAACGUUUUCACUGGCUUACUUCAUUCGACAUGCAGAAAAUAUACCCAACUUCGACAUACGAUCGGAUUGGGCAGGUUUCUUGAAAUACUUAAGUGACCUUGACUUGUGUGUAAUAGUAGAUGAAAAUGCAAGGAUUACCGGUAAUACGAGUCAUAUGGUGGUGGAUACAGAAGCAGGAGAUGGAUAUGGCAAUGUUUCUAUAGCUGUUCUUGCAUCGUUGAGCCUUGUGCAGCAUUUGAACUCUUUGCAUAACUUGAGUAUAAUUUCAGGGGCUUUGGCUAUUGGAGAAUGGGAUCCACUGUGUGGACCUGAUGUUCCCCCAGGCACAUUCCUGAAUGUCUCAUUGAACCUGCCUGCGAAUCUCUCUCAAGGUCAAGAAGUAUGUGUAACGUUUUCUGGACCUCGGGCGCUGCUGCCUGUGACCAGGUCACCACCUGUGUGUACACCUGCACCUCUACCUGUGAAUGGUGCAACGGCCAAACUCUCAGGACGCAGUCGUGCUCCUGAUGCUCUCGGAGAGAGAUUUGAAGAUGACUGGUGUGAAGAUGGAGCAAUCAUGAGAAUGGAUUACCGGUCCAACCCUGAACUUGCUGUCAUUCUUACUAUUAAUGAUCGUUCACUCAUAAAUCUACAUCUUAUGCAUACCAGCUACUUUCUUUUUGUUAUGGCCAUGACUGUUGUAUGCUAUGCUCUCAUUAAGGGAAAACCCAAACAGAAGAUCAUGCAUAUUGAAAAGGUACGUGGGUUACCUUGGAUCCCUGAUGUUUCAGAGAAAGGUCAUGAAGAAAGCAAUGCUCUGUUGGAAACUAGUCCACUAACAGGAUAUCUUGAAAAAAUUUGUGUUGAUCAAGUAUUGAAGAUAGAAAUCAUUAAUUUAAUCUCUGGUUUAAAUAUAAGUAGAAUUGAUGAAGAAUUGGAAGACCUUUUACCCGAUGUUGAUGCAGCCAAAGGAUUUUAUGCCAAAUAUGAACCAAAGGAAAUUUUAGGACGAGGUAUAAGUUCAACUGUCAGACGUUGUAUAGAAAAAGAAACCGGGUUGGAGUUUGCUGCAAAAAUCAUAGAUUUAAGCAAUGAUUCUCAUGAAGUAGCUGAUGGAAAAACUAUGCUAGAAGCUACUCUUGGAGAAGUCAAUAUAUUGAGAAUGGUAGCAGGACAUCCUUACAUAAAGUUAUUUGAUUAUUUGACAUCAGUUGUUGCUCUUUCUGAGAAGAAGACAAGGUACAUUAUGCGACAACUAUUUGAAGCUUUGCAACAUGUCCAUGGUAAGAGUAUUGUACAUCGCGAUUUGAAGCCUGAAAAUAUACUUUUAGAUGAUAAUCUCAACAUUAAGCUGACAGAUUUUGGAUUUGCUCGACAUUUGAAGACUGGAGAAAAAUUAUUUGUUUGGUUGGCUGUCCCCCAUUUUGGCAUCGAAAGCAAAUGGUGAUGUUGAGAAACAUCAUGGAAGGAAAAUACUCGUUUACAUCACCUGAGUGGGCAGAUAUCACUGAGCCUCCCAAAGACCUUAUUCGAAGGUUACUCGUAGUGGAUCCAAAGCAACGGAUUACCAUCAAAGAGGCCUUGGAGCAUCCCUUUUUUCAAGUAUUGCUUUGGGACCAAGAUAUGGCCCCUUUGAAACGUAGUCUAUCAACAUCUUCCAGAAGGAUGAGUCGCAUCUCACAAAUAGCCUUGGAGAUGAAAGGUCGUGCAUUCGACGCUCGCAGAAUGUUCCAAUUUGGAAUUCUUUGUGUGAGAGCUGCUGUUCGAAUCCGUAGACUGCGAUUUACACCUGAACCUCUAUCCAUUGGUGUCGCUAAAAUUGAUCCAUACCGCAUCAAGAUUUUGCGAAAGGUGAUUGAUGCCUGUGCUUUCCGAGUGUAUGGUCACUGGGUGAAGAAGGGAGAAGGUCAGAAUCGUGCUGCCUUGUUUGAGAAUACACCCAAAACAGAGCUGAAGCAGAUUUAUGUGAGCAACUUGAGUCGAUAGCAGCAUGUCUGCUCAGACACACUUGUGCCUCUGUUUGAACCUCCUUCAGUCCUUGUAUGCAUUUGGCUACUGCUCUGAGGUAGGAAGCUUUUUCUGGGAGCUUCUACUUCACAUUUAGUGUGAGGCAAGGGCCUCCAAAUGAUGUCAAGAAAAUACUACAAUCAUCACUUGAAAUGGAGUUGUAGACCUGGGAAAUUUAUUUUAACAUUUAUUUUGAGACACGAGUUCCCACCUGAAACUGCAAUGAAGAGAUCUAGAUUUGAAUGAUCAAUUACUUAUCAUGUAAGUUUCCAGCAUGUGUCAUUAUUGGAAUGCAGUAGCAUAUUAGAUAUUGCGAAACCCUUGCUGUUGACUGGAUGUCUGGGAUUUAAAUCAUGAAAAGUGUUCCCCUCCUUUUAUCAUCCAUAGUAAGUCAAAUGCAACUAUUCAAGGAGUAUCAGACUCUUCUUGCAGUUAAGGUGAUCAAGGCAUGAAGCUGCAAAUCACAAGAGCAUCUUCCAAGGAGUUUGGCAAUUGCUGCAUGGUCAUUUUUGCUCUGAAUUUUGAGAUCAACAUCUCUUUCCUUGUGGUUUAUUGUACAAAGGAAUCACGUGAACUGCAUAUUUAAUACAUUUUUGGGGCAAUACUGAAAGAAGAAAUUUAACUUUGUUUUGUCCUCUUUUUGGAGGAAAGUAUUUUUUUCAAUAUUGGUCUUCCUGUUUCACUUUUCAUGUACGAAAUUAAAAUAAAUUUUGAAUGAUGAAUAUGAUGAAAAAAUCUGUAGUUUGGAGGCUCUUGUUUAAAUAUUGUAGGUGCUGCAGAUUUUGGUCAGACACUCUGAUAGUGAUUCUGUUGCUGUGAUUUUUAUUUCUUUUAUUAAUUCUCAGUGUCACCAAUUCUGCAUGUAUUGAUUCAUAACUCCACAGUCUUGCAAAAUAGUUAUUAUGAUUUGUUAUCGAAUGCUAGAAAGUUAUAGGAAAUACAUCACUGGAGGUUAUUAUUUCCAGAGUGAAGAAAGACCAUGACCUAUUGUAGUAGCAAAUAGCUUCAAUUUUAAUUUUUUAUGUAGCUGUUCACACUAGAAUGCCUGAAUAACUUAUUAUACAAUACUUCCAAGUUUACCAGGAAUAACUAAGGGACAUUAAAAUUAUUGAUUGAAAUUACAGUUAGUUGUGCGAAUUAACAAAUAUUUUAUAUUUUUUGUUUUGAAAAUAUAUUUUUGCUGCUCUGCUGGGCCUCAUAACAAUCCAUAAUGGGUUGUAUACUCCCACUGAGACAAUAAUUUAUUCCUUUUUCGCGAACGUUCUUUUAUUAUAUGAAUUUAUUUAUUUUCCUCUUGGUGCUACUUUCCAUACUAAGUAUUUGUACAAUAAAUAUAUCAGUUCUGGAACCUGUUUUGGGAGUUAUAAGAAUAUAAGUAAGCCAAUACUACACUUGCAAUAUUUUACUAGCGAAAUUACAGGAUAUUUUGGGAAUGUCUUGAAGAAAAGUGAAGGGUGUUCUACUGAAAUAAAUGGUCAAAGAAUGUAAAGACUUGGAAAUACGAAUCCUAAAAUCAGCCCAUGACUACAUGUAAAGAAAGAAAUUUCUUGUUGCAUAUCUUCCCAUUUUUCAAAAAUUCUGGCAGUAUGUAACGGAAUAUUUUGGUCUUCUCAGUUGUUUUCAUUGUAUUUGUGAUUUAAAUUUUUAUUUGUGAAAGUAAUAUUUUCGCUUACGUAUCUAUUUUCUGGGAAGACUUUCAAUUGCAGUUACAGUUGGUUGCCUAGUGUAACUUGUACAUCUUACGUAUAUACUACUAUUCCUUUCUACUAAUUCAUUAUUUUCUCCUGCAAGAUAAAAUGUAUAAAUUAGUUGUUCCAUUAGUCCAAAAUUAUCAUUGCAAUGUACUCUUGUUCUUUCUCCAGAAGUACAGAAGGAUGGAGUUUAACCGCUUUCAUUCUUUGUUUUAAUACAGUUCUGGAUGAAUGUUAAUUGCUAGUUUUGUUGUUGCAUAUUUAACUUUGGUAAGUUUGGAGUUUCAAGAAACUUUUAAAAUAAUGAGCAAAUUACAAUUCAUGCGUUUCUAUAGUUUUAACAGAAAGUAAAAUUGUUUGUCAGCACUCAUAUUGAGUAAAGUAAGGGGUUCAAAGCGUAAGAGGAAUAAGUGCAUUUUUGGCAAAUUUUAUGUUGAGAGCACAACUGUAAAGUAAAUACUUAAUUUUAUUUCCUGAACAAAUGGUAUUCCUAUUGACUGUAGUUUUUUACAGUCACCCAACUUUGAACUGGAUUUUCUUAAUACCACAUUUAGGGCACUUUUAGCCUUUGUGCUCUAAGCCCCUUUAAUGAUGUUCAUUCAAAUUGACAAUUAAGAACUGGAGGCUGAGGCUUAGUGGUCAGAGCUUUUUCAAUCAAUUUUUACAAAGAAAAUAAAGGGUUUUAGUACAGUAACUAAUUUCAAUCAAUGGGAUGGUUCUUCAUUAUGAACACAUUACCACUUAAUUAAUUAAACUGUGGAAAGAACAGUGGUGCAAAAAUUGAAAUCUAAAAUGCCCUGGCAUACAGCAUUCCUUGAAUUUUCAACUUCUGAUAGAAUUUUUAAUUGAAAGUUGCCCAAAGGGUUUUAUAAAUGUAUAUAUGGCAAUCUGUAGGACAUGCAAUGAUGUAUUUAUAAGGUUUUAAUUUUGGCUUGAUUAGUUUCUAUGGCAUAAAUAAAAUGUUUGAAUUUCACCCUAUUUUCCUGCGUGUGAAGAGGUUUUUUGUUCACAAAGACUUCAAUUUUUUUCCCCUGCAGUUUAGUUUAUUUUUGCUGUCUGUAAAAAUGCCAUCCUCUUUUUGUCUUGACAUGUUUCUUUUCAUGGCAAUAUCCUAAUUCUUCCCAGUUUUUGUUUGCACAGUAAUUUACUUCAUCUAUAUUUCUUAUGAAAUGCACUAAAAAGAAGCUCUCCUCCAUCAUGUAAUUUAAUGUUAUACAGUUAAUUCUUUUUCACAUUUGAAGCACAGAAAUUCAUGUCACAUGUGUAAAUCUUAUUCAUCAACAUUAAGAUACUUAUGAUUGGCAUUUUACACAAAAAAAUCAGUUCCAAACAUUGUCUGACAUUCUCAGUAUCUUGAUAUUUGGGAUAAAAAUGGAUUUCAUGGGGAUGAUUUUACUCCAUUCACUUUGUAUCAAUUUUGCCUCCAAAAUGCACUUAAUGUUUACAAAAUUGAAAAUGUUAACAACAGUGUGUUAAGACGGCCACAAUUAUUCAAAAUCUGUAUUUUCAUUUACCUGAAACUUUUAAUAGUAACAAGCAUGUUGAAAUUUUAACAAGGACAAGUGUGGAAUUAAAUGAACCAAACUCUUUCACUCAUCUGAUGUAGCUUUAACGCUAUCGUUUUCAGAAUUACCUGGCAGACAGAAAUAACACGUGACCACUUGGUCUCAGUUUCCCUUAUAAAUUUCUUAAUAUAAUAUUAAUCUUUCUUCAUGAAAAAAUUCAAAGCACAAAAAUAAUUAUAAUUACAGCAAUAAUUUGGUAAGAAAAUAAAUGUUAGUUUCCUACCACUUUACAUUUACAAAUAAGUGAAAUGGAACCCAUUCACGAUCACGAAUACAACGUUAAAGAAUACUCAGGGAACAUCUUCAUGACUCUUGUAGUGAGCAUGGAGAAUGGUGCUUUGAAUGGUGUCUGUUUAGCUUCUGCAAAAUCAUGACAAGCAUUAGAAUUAGAAAUAUUAAAUAAAGUGCAAUAAAUAUGAUUAAGGAAUAACAGACAAAUUCGCUCAGGAAACUUCCUCUGUAUGUUCUUUCCACUCAUG